UGCCCCUCCGACAGUCAGAAACAUGGCGCUACGGGAGCUAUCAUCGCUGGAGAAAUAUUUAGGAUUGAAAAAGCUGAACAAGUACAGCACACAGGGGGACAAAAAGGUACCUGUGCUUCAGAGUAACAAUGGUCCUCCUCUGGUAGGGCUGGUGACCAUCGCCUGUCACCUGGUGAAAGACGCCAAGCGCCCAAACCUGCUGGGAGACUCUGCAGAGAGCAGGGCUGUGGUGCAGCAGUGGCUGGAGUACAGAGUCACCAAGCUGGAUGGAUGCACGAAGGAAGACACUAAGACCAUCCUGAAGGACCUCAACCUCUACCUGCAAGACAAGGUCUACAUGGCGGGCAACCAGUUCACCUUAGCGGACACUUUCAUGUACUUUGGAAUCCAUCCGCUCAUAGUGGACCUGUCAGUCCAGGAGAAGGAGCAGUAUGUGAACAUGGCCCGGUGGUUCGACCACAUUCAGCGCAGCCCCGGCGUCCGACACCACCUCCCCCCUGUAGUUGUGCUCAGGAACAGAAUCUACACCAGCAAACACCACUGAGACCUGACCCCCCCCCCCUCCCAGCAUGAUACUUUACGAGCUCACCUGUCUUCUGGACCAGACCUGGGCAGAAUAUCUCCUGAAAGUGUUUUACAUCAUCAUCCUAGGACUUUUUGCAUCUGUCUCCAAGAUUUUUCAUUUCACGAUUCCUGCCUUAAUGUCUCGUCCCGCUCACAUACCUGUUCACUUCGUGUUAGACUUUUAAAUGGUGUUUAACCAGGAAGAUCUGUGAAGAACACAACAACUAACCCAGUUUGAGGUACUGAAACGCCAUUAAGGGAAUGCUUGCUAAUAAAAGUGAAAUUCACUUCAUGUUCUAUUUAUAGUAAUUAUAUUGCUUUUUCCAGUUAAAUCUAACAAUUGGUUGGGAGUACAAUAUUCAUCUGAGGUUUGGUGUCUUACCCUUAAAUCAGAAGGAAGCAAAGAUGCGGCAAUUAUUUUUUGUUAUCUUUUUUUGUUGGACUGUUGGAAGGUUUGUUUCUCAAAGGGAAGGCUGUAUGGUUUUGAAGUGAAGUGCUGCUAGCUUGUUCAAAAGGUGUUUGUAUUUAUAAAUGGUGAUUAUUGUUAGUUUUUGUUUAAUCUGAGCUAUGAACAUGCAAUGGAAUCGAGAUUUAAUCUAAUGUUACUUAACUGACAGUGCAUUAUGUCCUUAGGAAAAGCAGUGUCCGUCAUGCCAUAUCAAUGCAUUAGCAGCGAUAGAUUGUCUAAAUAAAAGUGGUUGCUGGUUCAACACCAUAACCCCAUAAUGUGCACCGUCA
Messenger RNA from Eleginops maclovinus (Patagonian blennie), 1302 nucleotides. RefSeq names its product eukaryotic translation elongation factor 1 epsilon 1 (gene eef1e1). The coding region runs from base 23 to 544 and encodes 173 amino acids. Gene Ontology annotation, biological process: positive regulation of DNA damage response, signal transduction by p53 class mediator. The record is from RefSeq and is a predicted model, not a curated record. The transcript has 4 exons. NCBI's taxonomy places the organism in Eukaryota, Metazoa, Chordata, Actinopteri, Perciformes, Eleginopidae. Gene Ontology annotation, cellular component: cytoplasm; aminoacyl-tRNA synthetase multienzyme complex; nucleus.